AGUCAAGAUUCACGUAAUUCGCGGUGGGAACGUACACAAAGCAAAUUUUAAAUUUUUCCCGUUGAGCAGAUCUCAGAUUGGCAAAAUUGCGCCGCUCAAAGCAGUGGUAUAAAAGCAAUAUCAUUUGAAAACACACUGACGGAGAAUUUACGCUUAAAAAAUGCGGGCGUUCUGUGGAGCGAUUUCUUUAGUCGUCCAGGUGUGCGUUGAUUCUGGUUUAAGAACAGUUAGAGUUCAUUGGCUGUGGAGACAUAUAUAGCUACAGUUCUUCUAACUUCUUUUUUGUUGCAUACAUAGGGCCUGUUGUUGGUGUUUACUGCCCUCGUUGCUUGCAACACUGUUGGUAAGUCCCAGUUUCUUUAUUACCUCGAUAUUAUCGGCGUAUCAUAUGUAUACCAUAAAGCCGGUUCGUUUAGGAAGUUAACUCGAAAUAUGCUUAUUCACAGGAAAAUUCUGACAGAUAGUGAAUUCAGUCGUUUUCUGCUACCAGUUGUCUGAUUGAAUUAACGACAACGAAGCCAUCAGAAGUGCCUACGGCAAAUUUAUUUUUGUUAUUAAACUCGUAGACUUAUUUUGAAUAUUCUGAUAAAAAAAAAAAAGAAGAAAAGAUGCACGCUUUCGAUAUUUUCCCACUCUCUAGCAGUUAGUUAUCAAUGGAAUGUUCGGCACGGCUGAGAUUAAAAAAAAGAAAAAAGUCAUUUUGUAAUGAAAGGUUCAGCUCCAUGUUUGCUUCAUUUAUUGAACAAUUUAUUUGCUUAACUAUGUGUAUAAUCAUUGACUAUAAAGCUAAAGGGAAUAAGACACAUUUGUCAUAAAAAUAUCCUCCCACGCUUGCAAAAAAAGAAUCAUCGACGAAUCAGAAGUCACCAUAAAACGAGCCUCGGAUUUGAUUAAGUCACUACGAAAUUGCAUCUAAAUAACCAAAAACGUAUUUUAAUUUUAUUGCUUUAAUCUUUUGAAAACCGAGCUAUUUUUCUGUUUAAAAUGUUUUCCGUAUUAUUACCCUCCGAGGAAUGUUUUCGUCACUAUUAUAUCAAUUUAUUCGUCCCAUACUUCUGUAAUUGCGAAUUUACGUAAUUUAAUGCGACAAUGCGUUAAUUCAAGGCAUUUACCGCACGAUAACCUUUCCAAGAUUACAAGGAAAUGCUAAAGAAGGUAUUUCCACACGCUACUUUUUAUUCCUUAGAUAAAAUAUAAGUCAAUAAGUGCUAGUCGCGAGAGACUCAAGAUUAAAGGAUGUGAAAAGUUUGCCUCAGUUAUAAACAACCUGUACAUACUUUUCAAGCUAUUAUGUCUCCCUGGAAAGUGUUUUAACUGAACACGCGAGAAAAAUACCAAAGAAAUUAAUCAUUUUUCUUCGAUUCCCAAAUUUUAAUCGAGAAGAAAAAAAACAUGUUAUCAUGGUAGUUGCUGGAUGAGGUAGAGUGAAAUCGGAUCCACCAGCAAGAAAAUUAGGUAAUGGAUCAGUUUUUAUUUGACUAUUGAUGGCACAUAUUUCUACGUACUUAGUGUUUGUUUACGAAUCAAGCGUAUAUUGCGCAUGCUUCUCGUAAGCAGAAGUCUCUAUAUUACUUGCUAUGUUUAACUUCUUAAUUACACUUUCCUACGACCCCGACCAACUGAUAUAGGCCCUCUCGCUGCAGUUUCUGAGUAUUGCGGGUCUGAAUGUUGGCAAAGGAGUGUUUUUGAAGUGGAUUAAAACAUGUGCAACUCAGGGGCGCCCAAUACUCUUGAUAAUGUCAAACAACUUGGUGUAAUAAAUAUAAUGGCUGGUUAAGCGUUCAAGUACAUUCUGUAACGUGGUUAUGGUAUGAUGAAAUUGAAAAGAAAGGCGGAAACGUAUAAAGCCAGUUUGAUUUACACUACCCUGUCAUCAUUAGCUGAAUGGACCGGACAUUCUUCAAGGUGUAUAGCAGCACAAUUGACGUCGUCCUUCAUGCCUUAUCGCAUACAGUCAAACGCAAAAAUAAAAUAUUUGAAUAGCUUAAAUUGUAAUGGGUUUCUUUUGUCUCCUUAAUCUGACGCAAGAUUGUACUGCAACUUCAGCUCCUCAGCUCUGAAAUUCUGGUUAAGGUUCCUUUUUUUUUCUCAAUUUUCAUAUGGCUACAAACUCCCUUUGUAGUUGCAUGUGUUCUGCGAGAUUCACUCACCGCUUACUUCAAUACAGAUUUUUAUCGACCCAGCAAUAUUUUUUCAAGUGUAAAAAGCGGAAAAAAAAAAAACAUCUUGGCCAACAACGAAUGUCCAGCUCAUAAUAAAUGAAGUGUAAGUGCAUUGUUAAUGACAAGCUUUUUGAAAGUAUGAUUUUAAAAGGGAAAAAGGUAUCAUUGAAAAUUACAUUUUAAAAGAGAAACGAAACUAAUGUCAUUAUGGAUUAUAAAUAGAUCGUAUAGAUAUAGAAUAGUCUGAUAAAUGCUGUUAUGAUCUUAUCUUUAUAUUACAGUAUAUGACAACAAGACAAUUUAGUCUAACACUUUCUUUAGCAAUUUACAGUGACCAAACUAUCAUUCGUCACUUUUUUUUCUCACCAAACUAUUACACACAUUUGCUUUCGACAGGCACUUAAGUGCAAGUAACAGCUAUAAGACCCGUCGUGUUAAUUUUUUUUUUCUUGGUCGCCAAAAAGCAAGUUGUCGUUAUAAAAAUGCCAAACCGAAAAAUUAAUAAUAACUAUAAAUAAUAAUAAUGAUCACAAAAAAAAAGUUCAGCCGUAACCUUUUGGGUGACAGCAGUUGACUUUAACACUUUUGCUACAUUAGUUUCUUCACUGAAAUAAAGAGAACGCAAAACUCAACGGUCCUUUUCCGUUCUUUCUUUUCGGCUCUGCGAACUUGAUCAAGUUAAGUUAUUUCUUUCUGCUUAUGAAUUGUUAGAAAUUCAAAGUAAUUAACACAGAGGAGAGCGCGUACUGCUAAUGCGUUAACCAGAUUUCUAAAUUGUCUUUUAAUUUAAGCAGUCGAAUCGCAAUAAAUGUACCGUUUCUGAUUUUUUUAUACGGUUAUCGUAUCUCCAAAUUUUUAUUGCGUGGUAGCAAAUAAUCGAUACUAGAUUGCAUUUUCGGACUCUGAUAGGAGAAUUUGGCAGGAAAAACAUUCGUAACAUUUCGAAUCUUUAAUCCAAGCAGCCGUUUUGCAAUGCAGAUCAGUGGAAUACGCUUAUAACUCAGUUUGUACGUGCUUGGUAACAGAUGAAUGGAAGUUUUGAGGUUGUCCUAUAAAUUAUAAAUUAUUUCAAUUUUGUCAAGAAACAUUUCAGGCCGUUUAUUGCUUUUUUCCUCCAACCAUAUAGACAAUGACGUUGUUUGAACGUUGUUGAAUACAAGUCCUUUACCAUCGUCAUUUAGUUUUAAAAUCCUAGAAAACUUGCUUCUGGUUAUACGGUUGCCAAGCGAGGGAUUUCAGUCGCAUUUUAUUUAUCUGAACAAAUUAAAACCAUAGAAAAUCGUCACUUUCAUCUGACGAUGUAAGUGGCUUCUGUCCAUAUUCACUUAACAGUAAUUUAUAACAGAAGUACAGCCCAGUACUAAGCCGGUAUUGCAGGUAUAUCAUAGGAUUACAUAUCAUAGGCGUAUUACAAAUAAUUGUGAAAAACGUAUCAACCGUUCCAAGAUAUCUGAAAGAAAAACAAAAAUGCAGUAAAAAUGCAAAGUAAAUGUUCCGUUGGAAAUGCGUAGCGACAUAAAAAGCAUACAUAACUGACUCGAGAACUGGCCGUGAAUGAGACGUUCCCGCUGGUCGCCAGAGGCUAGGAGGAACCAUAUCAAUAUAUAUUGAUAUGUUGUAAACAAGUGAUUCGGUGAUAUGACUAAAGAUAGAAGAAAAGCGACGGGCAGCAAAAAAGGGGCAAGCAUAAACAUUAUCAACGUUGGUUCGCAAGGUAGCCUCUUUGAACGUGUCAGUACAGGAUCUAGAGUAAAGCCGGAUCAUGUGACCUUUUUGAGUCUUCUCAUUAUCGCCAUAUUUAUUUUAAUUAUUGGUGUUAUGAAACCGCGCGGCAUUUCUCUUCAAAACUCUCUGGACAAAGUAAAGUGGAUAUUAGCCAAAUAUUGCCAAACAAGGGCUCACGCACGCAAGCACACACAACCAUUAGCAAAUGACUGAUAUCUGCAUGACUGUCUGACUGUCUUGCUGCGGCCAUUUCUUAAAAACGGAGCUAAACUAGCCAAAAAAAGACAUUAUUUUGGGGGCUUGAUAGCUAUAUCAAAAAGCACAUUGACUUGGUACGUGGUAUGAUUUUAGGUGAAUGUAACAAGGCGCUUUCAAGAUAAUUGAAAUAUUGGCUGAAUUUACUACUUUAACUCACUGGGAUACAUUUUAUAUUAUUCAAUGAAACUUGUCAAAGAAUCUGUAAGGGACUAACAAUGAUCCUACCACUUUAAAUGAAUAGAACAGUACUUAACAGGUUUUCACUUAACAAAUUAACAUUCUUCACGCAAAGAAGUGAGGUCCGUUAUUUAUUCAACUUCUAGUUUAUAGGGUUAAAAAAUUUUACGAGAAAAUAUUCGAAAAACGUUAGAGAGAUUUUUGCGGGCAAUCUAUAUGUUAUCUUUUUGGAAAACUAUACGAGUUCAGUAGACAGUUAAUAACAAAAUGACGGGAAGUUGCUAAAAAUGGGUCGGACUCACUUGAAGUCAUGUUCAGUGUUGCCCUUUUCCGUUCCAAACAAUAUAGCCGUUUUUUUUUUUUUUUUUUUUUAAAUCACUUCGAAACAGAAGGGCAGAUAUGGUGUAGAAUAAAGACACGUUUCCAAUAUUUCAACUUUGGUAUGUGCGGUUUCUGAGAAAAAUUGCCGAGACUGUCACUGUGCAAAUGCCUAUAAAAAACGAAUUCAGUUACCCAGUUAGACACCUACUUAUGUUAAAAGCGUUCCAGCACAUCACAUUUUCCGCAAAACUUGGUCGAGUCGAAUCAGUUUCUGCAGUUUUAGUGCAAUCUAUGUAUAUAAACUUAUGGAAAAGUCAAACAACAUUGAUAGCCACAAAAAACCGAAUGCAGGAAAUACUGAAGGAGAGCGAAAUUUCUAUCACUUAAAAUUCUUAAACUUGAGAUGCUUGGAAAUUUCUAGACACGUUUUAUUUGGCCCACCUUCAGCCGCCACAAAUACUACAAGGCUAGCGUUGAUAUAUAAGCAAAUAGGAGCUUCUAUUUCCCGCCAAAAUUGGAGCUGAAAUGUUGUAUUAAUAAGACAUAUUUUCUUGUUGCACAAGGGGUUUCAUAAGAGCCACCUCAAAAUAUUAAACAAGGACGUUCCAACCCCCCUCCCUCCCCCCCCAAAAAAGAAAAUGUCUUCAUUUUUUAUCAUUCAUCUUGUUAUAGCGAUAGAAUAACUGAGUAAAGAUAUAUAAGUUUUCAACAAGUAUCAAGUUCUUUGGUCACAUUAAGAGACACGAUUGAGUGUGAAAGACUGUUCUGGAAAGACAAUUACCUGUGGAAAGAUCACGAGGUAGGCCGAAAAGGAGAUAGGAAAUUGCGUCAACGAUUGGCUUACAUACACCACGAAUGAGGCUGGGAGAUUAGUAAAGAAUCGCGUUUUGUACCGAGCUGCCGUGAAUGGCACAACGCCGAUCAAAGGAGGAUAUGUUACCAUUCAAUUCAAUUGAAUAUUCUGCCAGAAAUAAGGUUUUUGCUAUUCAUUUAAGGCCUAGUAACAAUCAUCCAGUUGGCAACUAUAUACUAAAUUUCUCCUCUCGCCUUUCAUUACAUUUCGAUAUUCAGACGCACUUAAAAUAUUACCCGCCGGUGAAGCUUGGAGACUAGUACACUGAAAGGAUCACUGGAGUUCUUAAAAAACGAAAUCUUAGUAAACAUGUGGACAAAACUGAGCUGGCAAAUCGAUGAGAGAUGAUUAUUGAUAAUGUGUCAACGAAAGCGUUCGGUUCAUUCAUAUUUGAAUGAAUCAGAUUGACUAAUAUUGCCACAAUACCGAUCGAGUUGCUUUAAAUAUACUUAGAUGCAUUAGCAUUUUUAGCGUAUUUGUAGUAACAUUGUUGUUUCUGUGAAUUACACAUACAAUAUACGCAACAGGGCCACAACAGUGAAAUUUCUGUAAAUGGAAAAGUAGUACAGGGUUAAUAUUGAGAGAAAUGGAUACAUUUGACGUGUUAGGUGAAGCCGUCUGAUAACCUAAUUGCGAAGUUUCGAUUUUUACGAGAUGACGUUCAUGGAUUCUAAAAUGUUUUGUCUUCUAAUAGCCCUGAUCUAAUAGCAAGGAUCGACGAGCCAAAAACAAUGUUUCACCAAGUAAGUAGCUUGUUAUAAUAGUUUGGCUAUUUUCUACUAAGCAAAUAAUAUCAACGGUCGAUUCCUUGUGUGUCUUACGGUUCUACACAAAGGAGAAUUUUGCUCAAUUUUUUCAUGCGAAGGCAGAACUAAUUAAGAUGGUCGACAUGAGACGGCUUGCGCUGAGGCAUAAUUAUUCAUAGUCGUUGUCUAUUUUUGGCAGGGUUUUGUUUAAAAUAUUUCAGGUAUGGUACUCAGAGAUUUGGUUCUUGAACGAAACUUAACCAUAUAAGCCAGUAUAAGUAAUUGAAGAAUUUUUAAGUGGCGAGUUUAUGAUGGUAAUUUAACCAAGACUACAUCAUAACGUUCCUUAGAAACGUGAAAUAACCUUGCUUCCGUCUCAAGUGCCAGAGAAGUGCGGUCAAGGCUUCCAUAUUUUGUUCAAGAGGCUGGUCCAACUGAAGAAAUCAUUCUUGAAAGUCAGGUACCAUUAAAUUUCAAGAGUCAGAUUAUAAUCACGCAAGCAAAGUGAAAUAUUCACUCGAUCUCGCUGCAAGAAUCGAUAUUGCCAUCAAUAAUAUCCAACCGGAAUGGAUACAGAUAACUAAAAUAAAGAAAGGCCAUCAAGCCAGUCUUUAAUCCUCAAAUUAUCUGAGCUUUCAGGCUAUAGGAUUGUGCCACAAGGCUCAACAACGUCAGUGGUUUUGUAGACCAGUUGGUAGAACAUCCACCUGUCCAGUAACGUGGUGAUCGUUUGUUCGACGAUUUCACGUUAAAGCUUUAUUUCCGUUUUUUGUAUAAAUUAAAGUUUGAGUCUGGUCACUAUUGCAGACUGCCUAGUAACUUCCUUGUACCAUUGUAAAAGCCAUUUCAUGACAACCUGUUAGGGUAAAAUUUUGACAAGCGACGUGGCUUCGAACAGCCUGUGUACAGACGUUCCCCCUGAGGGAGGGGGACGUCUGUACACAGGCUAGGCUUCGAACAGAAACAAUGACAACAAAGGACAACAAAGAUGAGCUGAAACUACAACAUCAACGAAUCGAAGCCAAGCUCAAAAAGAAUAGUAAAUUACGUAGCUUCCUCAUCACGCAAAAUGACGGGUCUUGCACAAUUCAGACCAGGGACAUACAAACCCACCCGAAGAGGGCCACUUUUUGGAUCAUUUUACGUUUCUGUGAAACUACCCACCUACCCCUCCUCUAAGUUAACAUUGACACUUACUUCUCACUUAGAGCAAAAUGUUGGCUUAGGUAAGGGGUAGGUGGGCAGUUUCGCUGAAACGUAAAAUGAUCCCACUUUUUGUGUCUUACAAAUAUUUGGCUACAUUUGAACGCUAAAAACUGGGACAUGCAUGUACUGCAGUAAUGUCUGACGUUUGAAGCCACGCGUCUCUUUAUUAAUUUCUAUGUUGCGUGUGUCAACUCAAACGAAACCUCCUAAGCAGUGCUUUUGCAUGACGCUUAUUAUUUUAAAGUAAUGUCCAAAAUGAGAAUUGGGUUUUGCUAGAAUUCUAAUUGAUUGGGUACCCUUAAAAGUUAAAUUCAAGUGUGACAUUGCAGUUAUUUCAGGAGCUUAUCUGAUUCUGUAAACCUUUACAUUUAUAGCAAAAUAUUUUUAUUUAUGCUCCUAAAAAAGUUUAUAAGCGACUGAGUGAAAUAAGGAAUCAAUUUAACAACUUAUUUCAUGCUUUUAGUCCUUUCGUGAGUUUUUGGUGACGAAUGAUUGCUCUGAGCUUCAAGGUCCUUUCCGUUCAAGUGCUCUAAUCGACUUGAAUGCAUCGUCAGCAUGCCAGUGCUAAAACUAUUCCUGCCUUUUGUUAACAGGCUGAGAGAGUUUCUCUUUUCUCUUGUUCUGUAAAAAGUAGAAUUUGAUAUGCUUGAUCUACAUUAUGACACUCUAGAUUUAUCUACGUUCAUUCCUCUAGCUGAAAAUCAUAUUAGCUAGACAUAUUCCUAUCUCGGGUAUAACAUUUUAACUUUCACUCGUCAUUUUCAUUGAGUUUUUUGAGUAAAUGUUGAAAAAACUAGAAUUCGUGACCGGAAACAUCUUCCUUUUCGAAGCUAGAUGACUCAAACUGGUUUCUAUUCUUUAGCUUUACCGAUGCCGAUGCUAUGUUUUAAGUGGCUGUAGAGUGUAGAGAAGAGAUUUAAGUAGUUGGUUUGAAAAGCUGUCAACCAGGUUUAAGUGACCUUGUAAUCACUUCAUUCAAAAAGAAAGACAGAUUAUGCAUUUUUAGCCGCACACUCACGAAAAGAAAGAAAUCCCAAAAUGACUGCGUAUGACUUAAUUCCGUUGUCACACCACGACUAUCAAGUGCUGUUCGAGAACAGCCCUGUAUCACAGGAAAAAUAAGCGAAUCUCUUUAAAUUGGGGUUAAUCCUGGUUCAAAUCUGGGUCUAGUUUGGAAAUAAACUUGGCAACUACACCAUUCCCAAAACAAUAGUUAGUCAAGUUGGAAAAUGGGAAUAUCUCCAAAGUUAUUACAUAACCGUGAUCAGAUGUAUGGAAUUAUGAAGUUCGCAAGAUGUAUUUGUCCCGAAUGUAGCGUCUAAUUUUUGGAGUAUGUUUUCUCCAAUUGAUCCCGAAAAAGUUCCAUGAACAAUUUAUUCAAAGCUGUUAAGAGAUAGGUGUAAUAUUUCUUGUUAUUAAUUUAUCGAAGGGCGUGCAUCAAAUUAAAGAUAACAACCCCUUAUUAAGGUAUUUUAAUCGGUUUUCAUUCUUAUUUCGGGCCUGGUAAGUGAAAGUUAAAGCACAGUUGAUUAGUGACCUGUCACCCCUUAUCAGCUCCAUUAUGUAGGUCGAAGUACUCAAUAAUCACCUUAAAAAACUCAUCAAGAAGGUAGAUAGUGUAUUUAGUAACUUACACUUAACACAUUAGGAAUAUUGCUUAAGCGCAAGCCAUUCUUGGACAAAUGGUGAUGAAAUCUUCACGAACUUACUCUCGAACUCUUUUGAGAUCCAUACAUCAAAUAAACUGAUUUAUUCAUGCUGUUAAUGAUUACGGACCAGGCUUCUAAAUGACCUCAUAGUUAAACAUUGCACCUUUGAUUUCUAAAGCGCUUCAGCACAAAAGUCAAUUAGUAAGUUUUCACGAGCUAUCACUGACCCGUCUCCACCGUCUCUAUACUGUUGUAUGCAAUAUAGAAAUUUUAAAGACCUUUCAGGUUCACUGUGCACAAAACGUGGCGCGGGAUUGUGCGCUGAAGGAAGGCUCAUAUCAACCAUGGUUCCGUUUACAGUUUUGUUUGUUUUUCGGACGAUCGAGCCGGAAUGUGCACAAUCAUUCUUUUACGGUACUAAACGCAACCUCGAAGUUCUUAGACAUGUAAACUGAAUUGAUAAUUAGUGCCAAAGAACGUUCAGAAGUCAGUCUUAUUCUGCCGGUUGUGUGUUAUGGCAGGUCUGGUAUCAAAAGUUGUAAAACAGAAAUUCUUCGACAGAGCUUUGGAGUGAAUGUGGUUCGGCAAACCAAAAAAAGCAUAUUUUCAGUACUUUAAAAAUAAAACGAACCUGUCUUUCUGACGUAGAUAAGCAGGUGAACACGUAAGACCUCACGUAACGUAUAUUGAAACGAAAUAUCACUACUGACCAGGUAUUUCGCCCCGGAUCGGUCAAGCUAUGAAGCUGAGAACUUCAAAUUAUGAAUAUUAUUUCCGUUCAAAAACCCACAGCCAUCUGCUGUCGAGUCAAAAAAACGCCUUCCGUUUAGCUCAGUUGGAGGAACGUGCGUGUGCUGAGUGGGAGGCCGGGGAUGUCACUGCCCAAUGCGGCGAUCACGUGGACUGAGACAAAGUUUCAUCACCGCUAGCAUGUUCCCACGAGUUUUUUUUAAAGGUUCAGCCAACUCACUUUCUGACUAUCCAUGGUUACAUUUAGCCGUUAGUCUCGUCUCCCUCAUCCUUGUCCAUUAAAAAAGACUGAGAGCAAUUCAAAGAAAUGACGCAAGUAACUCCCUUGUGUCCAUGCAACGGCGUGUUCACAGGCCCGUUUGAUUUAGGAUCGACUUUCCGCAAAUUUUUACUACCAAAAUAACUCCUACAUAUCAGUCAGUAAUAGUGGAGACCAGGAAAUAGUAUCUCUGGCCCGAUCUGAUGUUUUGAUGACAUUUGCUUCUCUCCUUUCCACUGAUACGGUGGAACCUCGAUAUAACGAACCUCCUAUAACGAAGUCCUCGUUACAAUAAACGGCGAUAUUAUUUGCCCCCGUAAUAUUAAAAUAUAUGGAAAAGAACCUCGAUAUAACGAAACCUCGUUAUAGCGAACAUAUUCUAUCAGUGAUGUCCACUUCCUUUUAAUGUAACAGGAGACUGCCCUGCCUCAGUUCAUCCGUUAGAAGGGAGGUGCAAAAUCGACUGUUUGUCAGACAAUCACUGUCAACGUUGGCAAUACUGCUGUAAAACUGGCUGCUGGCAAACGUGUGGUAAGGAGUAAAUAAUCGUGAACGAACAAGACCGUUUAGUUUAAGCUUGUACAUAGUUCUAUGGAUAUUAUUCAAGUCGAGAAGACACAGUGAAGGAGAUGUAUAAAAUUAUUUUCGUUACCAUAGUCCUUAGAAUGAGAAUUAUUCUAAAAACUUAGAUUUCCCAUAAGCGACCACAGGAGAGAGGAGAGGUAUGGAAAGGCUUGUUGAAAAGGGCGUGGCUUGGCUUUGAUAGAUUGUGCUCGGCAAAGUAGCAUAAUAUGCUACUAGCAAUGCUCACAUAUUUCUAAAAUUAUGACAAUAAUUAUAUAUGCUAGUUUUUGCAAAUUAUGCUCAUUUUUGCAAAAAUGCAGAAAUUAUGCUUCUGCGUUUAGCUUUAAAUUUGGUAAAAACACCUCUGUCAAUAACUAUGCAACAAACAAGUAAAUGAAUGUGACAAUAAGCAGACCCAAAAAAUGAUUUCUGAACUUAAAUUUGCCUGUAACACAAAUCUCGGGCCAAAAUUGGUUGCAUGAUCAAUAAAUGACAAUUUUGACAAAAAUGCUCUUAGUGUGUUUUUUUUUUCGGAAAUACACGCAAUUGUGCUUGUCAUGACGAAUUAUGCCAAACAUUAUGCUAGCACAAUCGAUCUAACCAGAGAUCUGGGAUUCUUUUUCCCCCUCGUCUCCCAAACAAAAAGGCCGAAAGAAGGAGCACCUGAUCAAAGGUUACAAUCUAUCAAAGCCUAGGCGUGCCUCAGCUGUCUUAAACCUUUCACUGCCAAAUGUAGUUAAAGGCAAAUUUCAAACAUUUCCAAAUUUCAUUUUCUAACAUUUUGAAAAACAAAACGUACCAUGUGAAAGUACAGGCAGGGAGCUUUCACUUGAAUGGUCACAUCGUAGGAAUUUCGUCCACAAACGCAAAAGUUACAAUCACCUUUCAAAACUCGAUCAAGCACUCUGGAAGUGAAAGGGUUAAAGAAACUACAGUAAAACAGGCAGCCUAUUCCCGGAACCUCAGUUAAGAGCUGUAGAGAUUUAAAUUGCGCGAACGAUGUUGAAAUCGAAUGCUGCUUCACGAAGGUGUUUUGUUUUCUUGGUAUACAUUUCUUUUACUCACGAUAACGAUAUCUGUGAUGGGAGCUUCGAGUCCUAACUUCCCUAAAUGAGACAAAAAUAUGCAAAUUACACCCAUAAGCGCGCCCCUGUUUCUUUCAUAUGGGGAAGUUGUCUCUUUUUAGGGAUUCGAACUGUGGUACUUUGACUUAAAAUACUUACUGAUUCUGGUAUUUUGGAUGGGUGGCGUGAUCCCCAGCUAUCAUGGGUGGUCGCACCAGUUUGAGGUUUAAGUGUAUUUACACUGAUCCUUCUAUUUUGUUGAUUCUAACGGUGGUGCUUUGACUUUAAAUACUGAUAAUGGUAUUUUGGAUGGGUUGUCCCCAGCUAUUAUGGAUUGUUGCACCAGUUCGAGGUUCAAGUGUACUAACACUGAUCCUGCGUUUUAAUUGAUAGCAAAUUAUACAAAGUGCCAGCUACAAAAGAUUAAGUCGUCAAUACUGAGAAGUCCGUUCACUCCUACCUGCAAGGCGGACGGAAGCUAUCAGGAAAUCCAGUGCAUCACGACACCAAGCUUAAAGUGCUGGAGAGUGGACCAAGAAGGCAGGAAGAUUCAGGAUGUAGACGUUACAAUCCAACAUGAUGCUCCUAUUCGACAAUCAGAUGCAAGAGUAGGGCAGAGGAUUGGGCGAUUUUUCAGUAUGGAAGAUGAUGAAAUAGGUAGUUUGCACAGACAACUUUAGUUUUGGGGUAAACAAUUAAAGAUUCAAGUUGGCUACUACAAUGGCUUAAACUCGUUUUUUUUUUCGUGUCUAAAACAGGUUUUCCGCACACUUCUUGGCAUUUGUUCUGAAUUCAAUCUUUUAUCAGCUCCGCCGUAAAAGUACGAAGGGAAGGAGACCAAACAACUAAAUGGGGAAAUUAAACUAGGCAAUUAGAACGUACUUAAAUUCAUUUUAAAAAUGGGUGACAGGGACACCUUAGCAGCCGAGGGCAAUUACCGUGGACCCCCGGGGGUACUCCCUUAUAAUGGCCUAGACAGGGAGGCUCCGCCCGAAAAGGGUACCUUUUUCGGGCUUCACGUUUUUGAAGGGUUGGGAUUUCAUUAGUUGAAGUAUAUGAAAACUGAGUAGGGAAAUCUGUCAUUGCGGUCUGCAAAAGAACCUAACAGAGUUAACAGAUGAAUUUGAUGGCUGUCGGAAAGACAAGAAAACUUUCUGGUUUAUUGAUUUAUUCAUAUUUAAGAGACUGUGCAUAAACAGCAGUUAAAAGGGAUGCAGCGUUCUAACCUAGAUAUUUGAAAGGGGUACCAUUUGUCAAUAAAAGGUAUACAAAAGGGGCACCCUUUCCGUUAAAAAAAAGUUAUAUGAAGGGUAAGGGGUUGGACCUCGGGCUGGAGUCUCCUCGUAUAAAAUUUUGAAGAGUACCCACCCUGGGCUACGGGCUCUCUUUCAAAUUAUUUUUAUUGUACCUUAGGCAACCCGACGCAAUGACGAAGGCAAAAAAACAAUUUUCUUAAAGGUACCCCCUGCAAAACAACCUGACCUUUAGCAAAGAAGGCGAGAACUUACGUCGAUGUCUAUUGCAGUUGGAGUACUGGGUCAAGAUGUCAGCACCAAAAUUAGCGCUUCUUUACGAUACCUUUAUUCCGAGAUUCCAAAUUUUCCCUUCGGCAGGUACAAAUGAUAAAUUGAUUUAGAUUUUAUGAAAGAUAAGAUUUUCUACGCCUUGCUUCAGCUCUUCAGCUCUCACAAGUCUUAAAAGAAUGGGCGCAGAGAUGUAUUUUGUGUGUGUGUGUGUGUGUUACAAUAUGGAAGGAUAACAUUAAUUACAUAAAUGCUCCCAAAAUAAUUCAACGCCUAAUCGUCGCAGCUUUUAGUAAAACGCCUUAACCCUUUGAACAGCUUUCUCUUACUAAGCCAAAAGUUUUAGACUUCCACAAACUGUCAAAAAGGUAAAAACACAAAUGGGAACAUUACAAAAAAUACUCACGUUCACUGCACAACCGGAGUUGUACCGAAAUGGCGUCCCGAAUGCCGUAAUGUGGACGUGAAGGCAUGCGCAGUAACACUGAAUGUUGAUUUCGGUCGUUCCAGUUCUCUAUGAUAGAUCGAUAAAGGUCCAUGUUGUUACAGGAGGUCGUGGACACGCGACGACAAAUGGUUUUCUCAAAUUUGAUCGGACGCGGUCGCUAACAAUUCAAAUCCAGGAAAAUUUGCCACCGUUUGGCAAAUUAUUUAAGAUAACCUGUUUUAGCGACACACCCGUUGCCGUCGUAGUUGCCGAAGCUCCCUUUUCUUUCGCAUACAAAUUUAUAUCUACAAUCUAAAAUAUAUACUUUAAUUGGGUUAUUAUUAUGUUUUUCAGAAGAGAACGAUAGAACGCAAGGGAAAACGAAGUGCCAGAGAGCUCGUGAACGCAGACUUCAAAGACGAAAAACACGAUCGACCGUGUUUGUGCCAAAGUGCAAAGCAAACGGGCAGUUUAGAGCGACACAGUGUCACAAAAGAACGAAGACCUGCUGGUGCGUCUACGAAGAUGGAACGGAAAUUCCCGAGACAAGAGUGAAAAAACCGGAGAGACCAAAUUGCAAAUUAAGUAAGUGAAUGGACACGUUGCGUGUUAUCGCAGACGAGAAGAAUACUUUUUCUCAAUUUUAAAACCUGUGGACAACGGAAAAGAUGAUAUUGUGAAUUUUUAUUGAAAGAACACUUGAAGGUGGAGAAGUACUGUCACGACCUCUGAUCCUCUGCUUCAAUAUUGGUUUCAGUUUCAGGUGAUUGUGGACUACGUUUCUCGCUUUACAGAAAACAAAGCACACGUCGCUCGCGUAGGGUUGUGGGUGGUCGUCAGAGUGUGGCCAAUUCCUGGCCGUGGAUGGUUGCUCUUUUCUUCAACAAAACGAACUUCCGCUGCGGAGGAUCGAUCAUUAAACCUUCCUGGAUCAUAACUGCUGCCCAUUGUUUUAGUAAGUCACAAAGCUGAGUAGUGGGACUCGUCAAGAUUCCUUAGGAUUCUCUUUUAUUGUAGGGUGCUUGCAUCUUCAUUUGACGUUUUCAAACAAUAUCAAAUUGGCCUUAGCGUGACCAAUGAUUAACCGGUUGUUAACCGGUUGUUAACGGGAGUUAAGUUACUUGUCGCAAAACAAGUUUGCCUCGGGCCAGUAAAACGCGCAACAUGUACAGAUUUUGAAAAACAAAAGUAGAGCUACUCUCUACUUUCUGUAACAACUUUUCGCAACCUUUAACAAGCUGAUUUGUUGCAAGAGAGGUUUGAUUCAUUGGUGGUAAAACGCGCAUCAACUCGUUUUGCAGCAACAUUGCAAAACAAGUAGCACUUUUUUGCUGCCCGUUUUACCCUACCUUAAGUAUUGCCUCAGCCAAUUAUCAGUGACUUGUCAGGAUGACUAGUGAUAGCUAAACUAAACAGUAAAAGUAUCAGAUUCAACUGGUUCUAUUCUUCGUCUGGGUAGUUUAUCUGGAAUCAUCAUAACGGUGUUGCUUCGCCCCAUGUAAGGGAAACCAAGACAAGACAUGGGGCGAGUUGUCUACCCAACGGUGGCAAUUGAGACUGUAAAUACGUAGUGUAACAGACUUUAGUCCACUUGGAAGAACAUUUAUGAACUGUUCUCGUCUUCGUCUUCUUCAAGGUGACUCUACUUCGAAGAAUCCGGCGGAUUGGACCGUGCGGGUUGGAGAACAUUCAUUUAAGAGCAAAGAAGAAAAAGAGAAAAGGCUUGGUGUCAGACAGAUCAUCAUUCACCCGGGAUACAAGCGGAGUAACUCCUCUCAUCCUGGCGACAAUGAUAUAGGUAUGACCAAAAAAAUUAUUUAUCUCAUUACACAGUAAUGCGUGGAUUUGUAGCUGAUACAAGUUAUUGCCAAAAUGUCCGUCAAUCUUGUUUGUCUAAACAACACAAGUCAGUAGAAAUUUGGGGUAUGAACGUGAAUCCAGUGGUUAGAUUUUGUGACUUUGGCAACUCGUGACAAAUUUAAAUCCCGACUUAAUAUUUACUCUGUCAUUAAAGGGAGCAAGUCGUGGGUAAGUAAGGUAGUGCAUCAGGGAGAAGAAUUAUAAGAGGCUAGAGUGCAGAUAAUGAUGUACCACGAAGCUCUUUGUAGCAAACGAUGGUAGCCAAAGGGAGGUUUGACUUAACAGUAACUUAUCUUUUUUCACUAAUCAGCUCUGGUGCGCCUGUCCAGUUCGAUAAGAUUCGGAUCGCUCGUCAACCAAAUCUGCCUACCUCCUAGUUUUGCAUACUUUAAACCUGGUCUACGCUGCACGGUUACUGGCUGGGGUCACACCUCUUGGAACGGAACAAUGUCACAUGUCUUAAGAGAGGGCUGGAUCGAUCUGGUAUCAAAACCCGUCUGCAAUUCAGAACGGUCAGUAGUCUCCUCAACCUAUUCGCUUCAAGCCGUCACGUUAUGGCGAGAUCAAUAUUUUGUCACUCUUAUUUUUAAAUCCGUGGACGAAGUCCUAUUGUGUGACCAUUUAAAUAAAACCUCUUGGGCAGAAAUUUUUGAUAAUAUUAUUUAUUUCUUAUUAUUUAUUUUUGCAUAGUAUUAUUUUUAUUUUAUGAAGAGCCAGCUUGAUGGGACACAUUUCUAGGAAAUAUGGCAAGAAAAUUACGCAGUCAUUUUUCCAACCAUCUAACAGAUUGGUUCACACACCUGAUUUUCUUUAAAAUAAGGAAAUAACAAACGUCUCGGGUUGAGUUGUGUGGCUCUUGCACAAUGUACAGGAACACCACGUACAGGCUUGGCAGGCUUCGUGACCAGGAAAUUUAAAUGUAAUUUUUCAACGCUCAUUAGGGCAAAAAUGAACUGGUUAACCAAACCAUUAUUGGGCUUGAAUCUGAUAUUGAACACUUUUUACGGAAAGUAAGUUAAUGCAUUAAUUGUGUCAGUAACAAAAUUCUCAAAUCUGAUUGGUUCUCGGCAACCCUCAUUUGCUGAUGCAGUACCAAACUUUCUAAUUAUAUUUGACUUGUCCGAUUAGAAGCUGCUUGUAAUCGGACAGUUGAAUAGCCAAUGAAAAUCAAACAUGAAAUGUUGCUAACCGAUAAGAUUUAACAAAUUAGUCCAUGCAAGCAAAUCAAACCAGCGAAAAAAACUUCGGUGACCCAGUUAUCCAGUUUCAGUUUAACACAUUUAAUUUGAAAAAAAAAAUGUAUUUAAAACAUGUUGAAAAAAUUUCACGCAGUUGGAACUCCAUAUUCCGAUGUUUUAACUUGGUGUAAUACGACUUUGUGUCGUACAUUUCAAAGUAAUCGGCCACGUGGUUUCAAAUCGUCUUCGUGCUACAAGCGCACUCGCUCGGCCGAUUUGAAAUUACCAGCCUGAUUACUGCCUGAAUUGUACUUCACUCAGUCCUAUUCCCAUUACUAAUCAAAGAUAUUCCCUAAUUGUCAAUCAUUGUUUUCGAUAGCUCAUACAAUGGGACAAUAGGACCAAAUUUCCUGUGCGCCGGUUUCAAAGAAGGACGAACUGAUGCAUGCUUAUAUGACAGUGGAGGACCUCUGAACUGUCCAGAGCCAAACGGACGAUGGAUUCUUGCAGGCAUUGUCAGCUGGGGAGAAAGGUGUGCUUUGCCACACAAGUAUGGAGUGUACACGAAUGUUCACCGGUAUACUCCGUGGAUUACAGAAACCUUAAAAUUGGAUAGAUAAACUGGUGAAGACCAUAAUUAAACAGCAUCGAAGAAGGGCUGGGCUGCACUGUUCUUGACGAUUCUGUCCAUGAAUCGCUUAAAGAGCGUCUCGGGGCAAUCAAAGAAAAUCAUGACGCAUGUCCCCGCCAUAGCAUAAGCCUAAGAUUUCAGUUAAUCAUGUAUUGUGUCAGACUGCAGAAUUUGCUUUUUAACUAAUUUUGCUGGUCUUAAAUCGAAUUGAUUGCUCUCAGAAGAGUGUGAAUCAGUGAUCUACGCUUACAACUGAAAACAAUAGUUAUAGCAGGUAGCCAAAAUUUCAUCGAAAUAUACGUCGACUGACCGUAAUUAGCCUGUUCACAGACCCUCGAAUUGUCGAAAAAGAAAAACGUUUGUGGACGGGCUAGACCUUAAUGAUCUAGAAACCUCUUCGUCUUUUGCCAUUUUAUUUCAUAGAGUCAAACGAGGUAUCGAAGCUAUUGCGUCGAAAUAUUUUGUCAUUAACAGGAUCGCCAGAUACGGUGUGAUCAAACCCCGUUUUGGCAAAGGACAAUUAUUACUAUUACGAUAUUUAAAGUUCUGAUACAUGAUUGCUGCAUGUAGUGAUUCAUAAAUCUGUAAAUAGUAGAGAAAAAGUAUGUACAGAAUUAGAGAGGAUAGACAAAGGCUCUUAGAGGCUAAUUUAAGUGUAUCAGUAUCGACAAUUUGAUGUCAAAUAUCGAGAUACAUGGAUUAAGGACGUUACUAUUCAGAACUGAUCGAUUUAACAGUCCAGCUAGAAACUGGUCUUAUGGCCAGUCAAGCUUUGUUAUCCCAGCGUGAAGUACAAAGGCUGGAAUCAUCAAAGUUCUGUUUCGUCGUCUUGACUAAGGUAUCUUUAAAAUCUGUUGGAUUGAGAUUAUAUUCAUAUUUAUAGAGUUAUAUGUUUAUAAAGAGUGUUCCUUGACGUACAUUCUCUUCAAAAUAAGUGUAAACAUACAUGUAAAUAAUUUUUCUGUUGCCAUAAUUAUGCCAGCAACGUAAAUGAAAACAAUCGGGAAAAGCAUUACUUUAUCGUUUUACCGACGUUCUUUCUGUGGGAACAAUAAAAAAGAGACCUUUCUUUCUAAUCUACUUGCGUAUAUGUAAGGAACACAGGUUGUUGGUUGCAGACAGUCUAAGAGCCUAUUUAAGUUCAGUUCUUUUUUUCAUUGGUAAAAGAGUGAAAAAGACGAAGAAAAAAAAAGCUUGAAUUAAUUUGCAUUUGUGUGUAGCUUGCGAGCAAGCUCUCCCAGGAGUGCGCUCGCGCCAGGGAAAAAAAAUUUAGAGGGCCAAUUUUCUAUUCGAUCCUCCGCACCUACCACGCCCGAGAAAGCUUGCUCGUAGGCUAAUUUGUAUGAUGGCAACCUCUCUUUUUAAUAUCAUUAAUUAAACUACAAAAGAAAUGUAAUCUUAACAAACUCUAUACACAGAUCUUUUUAUGCUUUUGUAAUCAUACUGAAUGCACUCGUUUAAGCGUUACACGUUUGCGUUUGUUGUUCUAAGGAACUUGAUGUAAAUUAGGAUGCGUUUCUUUGGGGGAAUCCAAAACGGGAUUCUUGAAUCCAAAGAUCAGUCCGUUUUGCGUAUCUUUGGAAAAAUAACAAACGGAUUUGGACCUCAUAAAGAAUCUACACACCGAAUGGAUUCAACAGAUCAAAUGUAACCGAUUCAUGAUCCUUGGGUUUCUUUGGACACGGUCUGAAAAAGUAAACUCUAGGGCAAGAAUUAAAUGUUGGAUUCUCAAAAGGAAACGAACCCUAAUAUUAAGACCCGUUUCAAACGUCAAACUUCACAUGCGCCGACUAAUGCAAAUGAGAGAGAACAAUAGAUUUUCUUCAUUACCAUUAAAUUUGGCCCCUGUAAAGGCCGGCGUUUGAAACGGGCCUUUAAGCAUGUUUCGCUUGUUUCACAUGUUCAUAUUUACAUUUUUUGUCACUUUUGAAAAUGCAAUUGAAAACAAAUGUGUUGCCAUAAACUCUCAGUUACAUAAAGAAUUAACGCGAUGAAAGAUGUACAAUAUAGCUAUAUUUAAGCCGAUCCAAGUUUAUCUAGGAUUAAGUAGUUAACGCAUGUAUAACGUCGCUAAUCACAUCGGCAGAAAGCUGAUAGAAAACUGCUGCGAUAUUUAACUGAAAGUGGUUACCACCGCAUGUUACUGUUGCUACAAUACAGCGUUGGAAACAGUUGUAGAUCAGUCUGUGACCAUAAGUUGAGACAAUAAAUAAGGCCAGGCGCAAACUGUCGUACUUCAUGCGGUUUCCCAAGACGGGGACAUUAAGACUGAGAUACACAAUUUACGUGGUUACGGUUAUGGAGAAUUUACAUUUACGGCGGAAUCGAG
Messenger RNA from Porites lobata, 19682 nucleotides. The record is from the annotation of a GenBank genome assembly. Lineage: Eukaryota; Metazoa; Cnidaria; Anthozoa; Scleractinia; Poritidae.